This is a messenger RNA of Stegostoma tigrinum, 3851 nucleotides long. RefSeq names its product eukaryotic elongation factor, selenocysteine-tRNA-specific (gene eefsec). The transcript is spliced from 7 exons. Bases 36 to 1763 code for a protein of 575 amino acids. Gene Ontology annotation, biological process: selenocysteine incorporation. The record is from RefSeq and is a predicted model, not a curated record. Gene Ontology annotation, molecular function: GTP binding; GTPase activity; translation elongation factor activity. NCBI's taxonomy places the organism in Eukaryota, Metazoa, Chordata, Chondrichthyes, Orectolobiformes, Stegostomatidae.
CCAACCGACGGGCUGAUUUCCGGUUUUUGGUAACCAUGGCGGCGGCCGCAGCCUCAGAGACCCUGAAUUUUAACGUCGGGGUGUUGGGCCACAUCGACAGCGGGAAGACGUCGCUGGCCCGGGCCUUGAGCACCACAGCCUCCACCGCCGCCUUCGACAAGAAUCCUCAGAGCCGGGAGAGGGGCAUCACCUUGGAUCUGGGCUUCUCUUCCUUCUGUCUCCCCGUGCCGGAACACCUCAAGCCGCAUGGAAACUGCACCAGGCUCCAGGUGACACUGGUGGACUGUCCUGGACACGCUUCCCUCAUUAGGACCAUCAUUGGAGGUUCCCAAAUUAUUGACUUGAUGAUGUUGGUAAUUGAUGUGACAAAGGGAAUGCAAACGCAGUCUGCGGAAUGUCUUGUGAUUGGUGAAAUUACAUGUCCCCGGAUGGUGGUGAUCCUGAAUAAGAUUGACCUUCUACCAGAGGCAAAGAAACAAGUGGCUAUAGACAAAAUGACAAAGAAAAUGCAGAAGACACUGGAGAAUACAAGGUUUAAUGGGUGUCCCAUCAUUCCUGUUGCUGCCAAACCUGGAGGACCUGACGCCCCAGAGACAGAAACCGCGCAGGGCAUUUCAGAACUUAUCGAGCUCCUGAUAUCACAGACAUACAUGCCAAAACGUGAUCCAUCUGGAUCCUUCCUCAUGGCCGUUGACCACUGUUUCUCAAUCAGGGGUCAGGGCACGGUGAUGACGGGUACCAUCCUCUCUGGAUCUAUCAAUGUCAAUGACAGCGUGGAGAUUCCAUCCCUUAAGGUCAGUCGGAAGGUCAAAACCAUGCAAAUGUUCCGUCAGCCAGUGUGCACUGCCAUCCAAGGUGACCGAGUAGGGAUCUGUGUCACUCAGUUUGACCCUAAACAGCUUGAGCGAGGCGUGGUCUGUGCCCCAGAGUCUCUGUGUACCUUGUACGCUGCCAUAAUCUCUGUGAAGAAAAUACUUUAUUACAAAGGAUCGGUCCACACCAAAGCAAAGUUCCAUAUUACGGUUGGCCACGAAACGGUCAUGGGAAGGGUGACAUUCUUCAGUCCUGCCAUUGAGGAUUUUGACAGGGAGCCUGUGAUGGAUUGUUUUCUCUUUGACAGAGAAUACCUCUAUCAGGAAGAAUACCUCUCACAGGCCAAGGAUGUUGGUGUUGAUAAAAGCCAAGCAGAUGGAAGCAAAGUACCCAGGCAGCAGUGGGCCCUGUUGGAGUUUGAGAAACCAGUGACAUGCCCCAAGCUGUGCCUGGUUAUAGGAUCCAAGCUCGACACUGACAUUCAUUCCAAUACCUGUCGGCUUGCUUUUCAUGGAGUCUUGCUGGAAGGUUUUGAGGAAAAAAACUAUGCGGAAGUCUCUCUGCCUAAGCUGAAGGUCUUCAAGCUGAAACUCAAAGAGGGACAAGUGGAAAGGGUUUCAGAUGAUUAUAACGUCAUCGGCCGCUCCCUCUUCAAGAAGGAAACGAAUAUGCAGCUGUUUGUUGGGAUGAAGGUUAAAUUGUCCACAGGAGAAGCUGGAGUGAUUGAAGGAGGCUUUGGACAGAGUGGGAAAUUUAAAAUCAGAAUCCCAGAUGGAUUAAACCCAGAAACGAAGCAGCAGCUUGCAACAUGCAGCAAGAAAAAAUCAAAAGGAGGGAAGGGCGACUCAACGAAAGCUGAAGAUGGGAAGCACGAAGCACAACCCAUAAUUAUCACUUUGGCCUUUAAAAGAUAUGUAUUUGAUCCACAAAAGAAAAUGAUACAAUCCUAAAGUGUUUUUGUAGCAUAAAUAUGCAGGAGUGUGACUGGGAAUGGGUUGAAGAGGUCCCCUUGCCUUAAAGCUCAUUAUUCUGGGGACAGGUUUCUGUGAUUUCUGAAGGAAUAAAAUCAAAAUUAAUUCUUUAGAUUGUCGAGAGAUGUAUUCUGUUUCAAAGUUAUCAAUUGAGAUGGGCUUUCUCACAGUAACCCCUAAAGGUGCUAACUAGCGAUAACACAGCCGGAGACACCGCUGUUGUCAGCGAGGUACCUUUUGAACUGCCUAGGUGUGACUGUCGGGCAGCUGAUUGGCCAUGUGGUGCAGGGCAAAUUUGAUUGUGGCCUCAAACGUGUACAGAUCAGUUCACAUCAUCGGGAGUCAGGAGUGGGAUAAAGACCGCGAAUCUGGAAAGACAACACCAGCCUUUGUGUGGAGAGAGAGAAGCUCAAGGUCACAUCUCAGGUCAAUGACCUUUCAGGAAAACUGGAACUAGCUGGAGAUGCAAUAGGCUUUUCAGUUGAUACAGAGGUAGGCUGGGAGAGUUGUAGGUGAACAAGUUGCAAAGUGUACAAUAGGAUGGGCUGUGGGAGGUUAAAUGAUGGAAGAGGAAUAGUACAAGGCCAAAGCAGGUGGUAACAACGCACAAGGGAUAAAAAUGAAAGGUGGGUGGAGGGAAGACGGAAAGGGGAGCAACAACAGCUUUAAAAAGAAACCGAAGAACUACAGAUGCUGGAAAUCAGAAACAAACUCAGAAAUUUCUGGAGAUAUCGAGCAGGUCAGGUGGAGAGAGAGCCGAGAUAGUGUUUCUGAUCCAAGGACCCUUCUUCAGAACUUCAGCGUAGACCAAGGUGGGAACCUGCUCUUGCUCAGAAGGCCUGUUUUACUCCACUCGCUUCAUCAUUGGGGACCCCAGCGCUAGGCUUGCCCUGCAGCCCUAGUGUUAGUGCAAAGGCCCCAUACCUCAUUGUAAAAGUGACAAGACCAGAUCUAUCCCAAUUGUAGAUCUGAUUCUCAUUUUGGAAGUAGCAUAACCUUCCUACAGCAGUGACAGCAUUACAGAAGCUGCACUGAGAUCUGAUUGGCACUGUGUUUAAAAUGUAGAUUGCCACACCAGCUAAAUGACUGUAUUCACUUCAUGGUUUAAUUAUGAAAUGAAUUUGCAAAUUGUUCAAUAUUAUUGAUACCAGCCAUGUACUGAACUGCCCUGACAUCCAUUGGGUAUAACAUUAUGUGAAAUUUUAAACAAACUCUCUCCUCUCUCAGAUAAUAAAAUGUGAGGCUGGAUGAACACAGCAGGCCAAGCAGCAUCUCAGGAGCACAAAAGCUGACGUUUCGGGCCUAGACCCUUCAUCUCUCCUCUCUCACCUUUGUUUCAUACAAACCACCAUUCCCACAGCCACAGCAGGGAGUUCUCUCAUUUUCCUUAUAGAUAUUUAUACCUAAUGGGCUGGAACCACAGACAGAAGGUUAGUGUGUUUUGUUGUUCUCUCAUGUUCCACUACAAAAGGCCUUCUGAUGCACUGUCCUGGAAUCCUGAUGAACCUCCCCAACCUGCUGUUCCUGACCUAACAAUUCCCUCUGCAGACUGUAUCCUCCAUCCUGAUAACACACUGUGCUGGGUGGGAUCUAGUGCAGACCUAUUCAUUCUGUUAACCUCCUGCCCCAUUCCUGGACUCACUGCUUUCCAGACCAUCCCCCCCCUGCCCCGAGCUCAUUGUUCUUCCAAACACCAACCACCCCAACCCCCGAGCUCACUGUUGAGUCUCUUCCCCCCAGCCCACAGCUCAGAGGUUCUCCCCAUCCAAUCUCUCUAGCCAUCCCCAAACUCUCUGCCUCCUGCGUUCCCCCCAACCCCCAAGCAUACUGCACCACCCAAGUGUCUGGUUCCCAGCCUGGAGUUUACUAUCGUCCCCCAUUCCCACCCCCCCACCACCCUCAGUGCCCUCUUUCCCAGUGCUCACUCCACAUUCAGGACCCACAGUGAAAGGUGAUUUUGCGAGCGAUGCUCUGCAGAACUGAUAACAUUGCCUACAUCCUACAAAUAAAUACAAAACAUUGAAUCUGAGCUUGAGACUCCGGCGGCCAUAGUGGUUUAUACGCUGU